Messenger RNA from Miscanthus lutarioriparius, 645 nucleotides. The record is from the annotation of a GenBank genome assembly. NCBI's taxonomy places the organism in Eukaryota, Viridiplantae, Streptophyta, Magnoliopsida, Poales, Poaceae.
AUGGCUCAUCUCAGCCACUUCACCAUCCUGCAGAUCUGUAUGAUGUCCAUAUUUAGUAAUGCUUCUUAUGUUUUCCAAAUGAAAAGUAUGUUUGACAGGACAUCACGUAAAGGGCCUAAGGUGUUUGUCAGUGAAUAUGCAGUUAACGAACUAAAGGAUGCUGGUAACGGAAGCCUCCUUGCUUCACUGGCAGAGGCUGCAUUCCUCAUAGGAGUAGAAAAGAACAGUGACAUCGUCCAGAUGGCAUCUUAUGCGCCGCUCUUCGUCAAUAACAACCAACCUGGGUUAGAAUUGUUAAAAUCACAUCCAGAUACUCCGAUUCAUUGGCAGCAUCAGCAAUUACCUGGAGGGGACACUGACAUUAGCUUCCUGAGGGUAAAGAUCGUAAACUUUGGACCUCAUGCUGUGAACCUGACAAUACGUGCACAUCAACUUCGAGCUGCUGUCGAUGCAAGGGGAUCAAGAGUCACUGUUCUGACGUCCAGCGAUGUGAAGCAUGAAAACUCGUUCAGAAACCCACAUAAUGUGGUGCCGGUUACCAGAGGGUUGCCUAAUGCAGGAGAAGGCCUUGCUCGCUCCUUGCUCGUUUACUUCAUUCGACUUAGCUCUGGAGGAGUACGGACGUGUGGCAGAGAUGUGAAGUAA